AUGGCAAAAGCCAAACUGCGAUUCUCAGAAGUAGAUGAGCUAACGGAUGAAGGAGCUUUGGAGCAUAGCCGUGAGAAGUAUGCUCGUUAUCAAGAUGACAAGGAGAGAGGGAAAAAUUUGGAUGAGGAGGAAGACAGAGAAGAUACAAGAAAGGAUUACGAGUCGAAGCACACUUUGGAUAGUGAUGAAGAGGAAGACGUGAAAUAUAAAAAACUGGAUGUGGACAAAAUUGAUGGACAGGAAGAAGCAGGUCAGGAAUAUGAAGGUAACACAAAAAUUAUGGCUUUCAAUAUGAAAGAAGAUUUGGAAGAAGGACAUUUUGAUGCUGAUGGGAAUUUCAUCUUUGACAAAAAGGAAACCGAAAUAAAGGAUGCUUGGUUGGAUAAUAUCGAUUGGGCAAACGUAAAAGCAGAUGCAGGAGAUCAAUGGCAUCAAAAAAAUGAAGAAGACAGCUCAACGACAAAAAAUCUUGGCGAUAGCGAGCAUAAAAGUAUAUAUGAAAAAAUUGCUUCGAUGUUAAAACCAAAUGAAACAAUUGAACGAGCAUUAACAAGGCUUGGAAAAGAAAAAGGUUUAAGUGCAGCAGAAGAGCGAAGGAAAAGAUGGGCGGCAAAGAAAGCCGGUAAGGAAUAUGUUGAUGAAAAGAACUUCGCAGUGAAAGAGUUGACAGGUUUAACUGAUUCUCUAGUAUCAAAUGGUGAAAUGGAAGCUUAUCAGUAUACGCUCGAGAAGGUUCAAUAUAUGAUCCAAGAAUUGCAAAGUAAAGCUGUUGAUGUCUUGGAUAUAUUUUCGGAUGAAGUACCUACUUGCUCUAUCAAAGGAGAAAGCAAACAAACCGACGAAGCUGCAAGGUCCAAUAGUAGUGAUGUAGUAUGGGAAUAUAAAUUAUCGAAUGAUGAAAAUGCGGAAAUUAUUGGUCCAGUUUCUAGCCAAGAAAUGAUGAAAUUACAAGGGGAAGGCAAAUUUGAAAAUGGUGGUUGGGCUCGAAGUCGAGAAUUAACGAGAUGGAAACCACUGCAAUUUCCUGCAUUAGGUUUUUUGCAAGAAAAAGUGAAAGUUGUGAUAGAAUUGGAAACAAUGAAGUUAACCUCGAUACAACAGAACUUAAUAAGACAAAUGGUUAACAUUUUCCGGAUUUUUGUACAAUGGGGAAGUGUUCCUUUCAUUGUGUACUUAGGAUUUCGUCAUGGUGCAGAUCCACAACCCAAUGGUGAAAUAAUACCGUUGUCAUUAACUGGUCUUUUCUAUGGUUGA
Acanthocheilonema viteae is the source of this 1254-nucleotide messenger RNA. NCBI's taxonomy places the organism in Eukaryota, Metazoa, Nematoda, Chromadorea, Rhabditida, Onchocercidae. The record is from the annotation of a GenBank genome assembly.